Molecule: messenger RNA, 616 nt
Organism: Myxozyma melibiosi
Lineage: Eukaryota; Fungi; Ascomycota; Lipomycetes; Lipomycetales; Lipomycetaceae
Product: calmodulin
Exons: 6
Coding region: 75-524 (149 amino acids)
Cellular component (GO): myosin II complex
Molecular function (GO): calcium ion binding
Source: RefSeq, a predicted model, not a curated record
CUCUUCACCAUCAGCAACAACCAUCGCCACUUUCUUAUCGCGAAUCCGUUAGAAAAUCGUUAUAAUAAUCUACAAUGGCCGACCAGCUUACCGAAGAGCAAAUCAACGAGUUCAAAGAGGCCUUCUCUCUCUUUGACCGUAACAAUGAUGGCCAGAUCACCACCAAAGAACUCGGCACCGUCAUGCGAAGUCUGGGCCAGAACCCCUCAGAAGCCGAGCUCGCGGAUAUGAUCAACGAGGUCGACGUCGACAACAACGGCUCGAUUGAUUUCCCUGAGUUCCUCACGAUGAUGGCGCGUAAGAUGAAGGACACCGACUCUGAGGAGGAAAUCAAGGAGGCCUUCCGUGUCUUUGACCGCGACAACAACGGAUACAUAUCGGCUACCGAGCUGAGGCACGUCAUGACCUCGAUCGGCGAGCGUCUUUCUGAGGACGAGGUCAACCAGAUGAUUAGAGAGGCCGACACAAACAACGAUGGCCGGAUUGACUACAACGAGUUUGUUCAGCUGAUGUUGUCCAAGUAAACUACGAUUACUCAUGAUUAUGAUCAGAGAUGAGGGGACUGUAUUUUUGGUAUAUUAGUAUAUGAAUAUACAUAUAUUUAUAUUGCGUGACU